GAGAAGUACUUCCGGGUCAUUUUGGGAGCCAACUCCUCGCCGAAGUUGCACGUUUUUGGUGAAAGAAGACAAGAUGGGUAUCUUGGAAAGGAUCGCAGAGAUUGAGGCCGAGAUGAAUCGGACCCAAAGAAAUAAAGCUACCAUGGGCCAUUUAGGUUUGCUGAAGGCACGACUGGCCAAACUCCGACGAGAGCUAAUUGAGCCUAAAGGUGGCGGUGGGGGUGCAGGCGAAGGGUUUGACGUGGCAAAGACUGGAGACGCCAGGAUAGGAUUUGUAGGGUUCCCAUCCGUAGGUAAGUCCACCCUACUAAGUAACCUGGCUGGAGUGUAUUCAGAAGUGGCUGCCUAUGAGUUCACCACACUUACAACAGUACCUGGGGUCAUCAGGUACAAAGGAGCAAAAGUACAGUUGCUGGAUUUGCCUGGUAUUAUUGAAGGUGCUAAAGAUGGCAAGGGUAGAGGAAAACAGGUCAUAGCAGUCGCAAGAACAGCAGGAUUAAUUUUUAUCGUGCUUGAUGUGCUGAAACCACUACAGCAUAAAAACCUUAUAGAAAAGGAAUUGGAAGGAUUUGGUAUCCGGCUCAACAAAGAUCCACCACAAAUUGGGUUCAAAAGGAAGGAGAAGGGAGGAAUCAACAUGCAAACAUUGGUGACACAAUCAGAAUUGGACUUGGAUUUAGUAAAGACGAUUUUGAAUGAAUAUAAGAUCCACAAUGCUGACAUUGUCCUCCGAGUUGAUUCCACAUCCGAGGAGCUCAUUGAUGUGAUAGAAGGGAACCGGGUUUACAUUCCCUGUAUAUACCUGCUCAACAAGAUAGACCAGAUAUCCAUCGAGGAGUUAGAAAUAAUUUACAAAAUACCUCACUGCGUGCCCAUAUCAGCACAUCACAAGUGGAACUUUGACGACCUCCUGGAGAAGAUGUGGAACUACCUUGGCCUUGUUCGAAUAUACACAAAACCUAAAGGACAGCUUCCAGAUUACACUUCACCAGUUGUUUUAAAAGAUGGCAAGAGUUCAAUAGAAGAUUUCGCCAACAAACUCCACAGAAGUUUACUAAAAGAAUUCAAAUAUGCGUUGGUUUGGGGAUCAUCAGUGAAACAUCAGCCCCAGAAAGUUGGCAAGGAUCAUGUUUUAAGUGACGAAGAUGUGGUCCAAAUUGUGAAAAAAGUAUGAGCUGCCUUCCUGUUUGCUAAGUUAUUGACUGGUUCUCAUGGAGAAAUACUCAGCAUCUGUUAACAUUAAUGGGAAUUUCCUUGAGAAUGAAGAUCGCCAAGGACUUGUGAUGGUUGUCAUAGUUAUUACUGACCCUAGCUAUGUACUUUUGUCAACACUGAAGUUACCUCUCCUAUGUGAAUCAAAUGGAAUUUCUACAAUAAGAAGAGAAUGGAUUUAUUUAAAAAUCCUAAAAUUCCUAUAUAAAAUGGUUCUUUUCUACAUGGAAAUAUAGUAAAUGUACAUAUUUUAGGGCACUCUAAUUUCAAUGCUUAAUAGAAUUAGAAUAGAUUUAUGAGGAAUUAGUACAACAACAAUACUGGUGAAAGAAAAUAGUAUAAAGACAGUGUAAUUAGCACAAUCAGAAGUUAGCUGAAUGACUUCGGCAUGAAAAACGCUAAAAUCAGAUUACCUCUAAAAUCGUACUUUUGCAGUAGGUUCAUAUCAAAUCUGUGAAUUCAUGUGAAUUUACAGGAAUAUUUUCUUAGAGAUAGAAGAACUAUAGGUAUUUGUAAAUUCACCCGGAUUUUUUCAUCAAGGUGUUGCAGAAAUGUUUAUAUCCGGAUUGAACCAUGGGAAUUCGCUCUAGAUACCUAUGUAGAACGGGAGACUUAUGCAAAUUUGUUUUAAAAUUAUGAGUUGGAUUUAUGUGAUUUUUGUUAAAUAUCGGUGAAAGGCGAGGAUAUACCACACCUUAUGAGAAGGACAUGUUUGGUGUAUUGGUUCUUUAAUUUACUGACAUGAAUUUGAAGAAACAGGAUCUGUUGCUUUGAAAAGUGAAUAUUGCCCCCAUUAAAAUGCAUUAAUUUUA
This is a messenger RNA of Pecten maximus, 2024 nucleotides long. Its product is annotated as developmentally-regulated GTP-binding protein 1-like. Gene Ontology annotation, molecular function: GTP binding; GTPase activity. The transcript has 10 exons. Gene Ontology annotation, biological process: cytoplasmic translation. Lineage: Eukaryota; Metazoa; Mollusca; Bivalvia; Pectinida; Pectinidae. Gene Ontology annotation, cellular component: cytoplasm. The record is from RefSeq and is a predicted model, not a curated record. The coding region runs from base 74 to 1174 and encodes 366 amino acids.